CUGCAGGAACUCAAAAUGUAAACACUGCGUAGUAGCCAUGUUAAAGGAGCUGCCAAUGCUAGUAUAAGACAAAGAUGUUUCUUUUAGAGAACAGUGCUGUAUACUUCAAUGUUUUUCUGCUAGUUAUUUUCUCUAACUCUGUUGCUAGCUUUAAGCUUUAGCUUUACAAGCGGUGUUGGCUGGUUUUGUAUUGUAAGUUAGCUAAGCAGCUGUAGCUACCGGUAAUUGCUAGCUUAGCUGCAGUUUGAUAGAGAAUAAGCCAAACAUGAACUCUCUGGUCGGUUAUGUCGUCUCUUCGGGGUCUGACAGCGAUGAAGACACAGACGGUGGAAAAAACAACAACACAGUUGGGUGGGUACUCUCUUAAAAUUACAGACUCUAAAUCAGAAAUUAGCUAAAUGCAGUAACAUUAGCACGCCAGCUCACACAAUUUCGUAACUUCUUUGCACAUUUAUACCUUCAAGUGGUGAGACUGCGGAUGAGACAUCAGCUGUCAAACGCACCCGCAACUUCUUGUUGGAGCCUGGUUCAACUUCCAGCGAGUCAGAGAGUGAACCAGAACCAGAGGGAGAAGAUCCAGAGUCCUCAUCAUCAUCUCCAACACCAGCAGGGACUUACCUGGCAGCUCUCCAACCCACUCUUUCGCCACCUUGCUCGGGCUCGAAUAAACUACCUCCCCCUACUCUGAAUACGAGCUCCGACAGCAGUGUGUUUGCCAAUCCUUUCAAGGCACAGGCGGACCAGAAGCUCAGCGCCCUGCAGAAACACGUCCCCCUCACACUGCAGGCCAAACCCUCUCAGAUAGGAGGGAAGAGGGUGUGUGUGUCCUACAGGAAAGAUGGAAGGUGUAGGUUUGGGAUAAAAUGCAAGUUUGCUCAUGACAGUGACCUCCAGACCCCGGUCACUAUCACUGACUGUAACCAACCUGUCAAUGAAGAAACACCAGCAUCUGAUCCAGUCCAGUGCAACGAAAGCGAUUCAUCAUGUAGUGGAUCCCAGACCCCCCAGCAAGAGACAAAAGAGAAAGAGUCAGGGGGGCAACAGGUGAAGAAGAGGAAGGUUGGACUGAGUAACACCUUGAUUCCUCCCAAACGGGCUAUGAAACAGUAUGCCAUGCUUAGGGACAGAGAGCAGGUCAAUAUGCGUUGAUGCAUUUGUUUUCAUAAGCUUUAACACUGUGUUGUCACAAAGCAAUAGUAUUAAUGUACCUUUAAAGGGAUAUUCAGGCAUAAGGGGGGGGGGGGUCUAACUCGGUGUUACAGUGUGUUUGACCCUAAAUUAAUUUUACACCAGAAUAUACCUUUAAUAUACCUUUAAAAAAAGUAUUGUGAAUAAAGUUUGCACUGUAAAUUGUAGGACCAAUUAAUAACUCAGGUAAACACAUCUGGGGAAUGCUUUUGUCCACAAUAACCCACAAUUAAGCUACACACACACACACACAUCAAGAGCAAUAUACAGUUUCUCAGAUGGAGCUUUUGAUUACAUCACUGAUCUAUGCUAAGUGGCUGCAGCCCUAAAUUAAUCUGGAGAGGGUUCUAGGUUUCUAUUCCAACAUGAUGGUCUCAAAAAGUCAAUGAAUACACACACUCUGGGUAAAUGUUAAGACAUUUAUUUACAUUGUAUGAACACUUUUUGUGUCUCUCCUACCAUACACGUCCUAUUUCACAAAUCAGAGAGGUGCAGAUUUUAGUAUUGACAUAAAUUCUAAGGUUUCUACCAUGUUUUGCUAAUUAAAUUAUAUAGCGUCAUAAGUUAUUGGGGGGAAAAAGGAUUUCUAAUUCAGCUUGCUGUUAUUUUAUGGGUUCAUCAGUGGUUUACAAAGUUAAAGGUCAUCUUUUGGCACUCUAUUAUAGCAGAGGACUUUUGUGAGUAGGCGUAUCUCAUUCAUACUAUUAUUCCUUCACUUGAACCAACAGCUAGGACCUAGGAUUGAUGGCACUGCCUAAAACAUGUACAAAUAUGCACAUUUUGUAGUUUUUUGUCCUCUAGACUAAUAAAGGUCUCUCUAUACCUCUUUUGACUGUUUGCUGCCCUCUACCUUUCCGAAUAAAGGCUUUAAAGUAGAUCUGGAUUACAAAUGAAAAAA
Molecule: messenger RNA, 2086 nt
Organism: Xyrichtys novacula (pearly razorfish)
Lineage: Eukaryota; Metazoa; Chordata; Actinopteri; Labriformes; Labridae
Source: the annotation of a GenBank genome assembly